Molecule: messenger RNA, 744 nt
Organism: Erigeron canadensis
Lineage: Eukaryota; Viridiplantae; Streptophyta; Magnoliopsida; Asterales; Asteraceae
Product: dof zinc finger protein DOF1.4-like
Exons: 1
Coding region: 1-744 (247 amino acids)
Biological process (GO): regulation of DNA-templated transcription
Molecular function (GO): DNA-binding transcription factor activity; DNA binding
Source: RefSeq, a predicted model, not a curated record
AUGUCCGAUUCAGAUGGUUCGGAGUCCCCCAAGCGUCAAUUUUCAAGAAGGAAAGAUCGAACUCAACAAUCCGACCCGUUAAAGUGUCCACGAUGUGAAUCAACAAACACAAAGUUCUGUUACUACAACAAUUACAACAAAACACAACCUAGAUACUUUUGCAAAGCUUGUAAAAGGCAUUGGACAAAAGGUGGAAGUAUUCGCAAUAUUCCCAUAGGUGGUGGAAGGACAAAUAAGCGGCUUAGAAGGCCUAUAAUCACCAACACAAUGACAAACACCCUUUCUAUAGAUCAUGCUAGUCAUCUCCAAGGGUUAAUUGAUUCCAAAGAAACAUAUGAUGCUUCUAACGACUUGCUCUUUGAACCAAUGGGCAAUGAAAGAAGUAGAGAUGAAGAGGAAUCAUACACAAAUAUUGAAGAGCUAAAAGGUUUGGUUUCUUGGAAUUUCAAUGAAAGCUUUGUAGGUUGUACAAUGCAAGAUUUGGAUCAUGAAGAUCUUCCAAAAUUAGGAUUAUCAAUACUUUCGAGCUCUUUUGAGACAAAAUCUAGUUUAACUAUUCCAAGAUCUUUUAGCGAAAUGCUUGGAAAUGUUGAGGAUUCGACCGUUGAGACAAGCAUGAUCAUGCCUAGUUUUGAACCCACAAACAACUUUUAUGAGCUAAGCAAUCUUACAUGGAAUGAUCUUGACAUAAUGGCUCUUGAAGAUAUGAAUAAACCAUGGGAGGAUCCAGCAUUCAAAACUUAG